Messenger RNA from Populus nigra (black poplar), 1595 nucleotides. Its product is annotated as ADP,ATP carrier protein 3, mitochondrial-like. The transcript is spliced from 4 exons. The coding region runs from base 221 to 1363 and encodes 380 amino acids. The record is from RefSeq and is a predicted model, not a curated record. Gene Ontology annotation, biological process: mitochondrial ATP transmembrane transport; mitochondrial ADP transmembrane transport. Lineage: Eukaryota; Viridiplantae; Streptophyta; Magnoliopsida; Malpighiales; Salicaceae. Gene Ontology annotation, molecular function: ATP:ADP antiporter activity. Gene Ontology annotation, cellular component: mitochondrial inner membrane.
ACCAAUGGAGUUUCUACACUGCAGUGACAGUGUCAGGGUCAAACAGAAAUGAAGAGGCAGAGAGAGAUGGGCAGGAAAAAGGUCAAGGUGGUAAUUUAAUAGAAAAACCCUAGAAACUUUUCUUGCUCUCAGGUAUAAAGGACCAAUAUUAGAAAAACCUAUCUGCUUUAGUAUCAGGAGGCAGUUACUGUUUUCACUCAGAUCACCAUCUUGAGUAAACAUGGCGGAUGGAUCUGGGAAUCCAUCGGUUUUCAGGAAUAUACAUGGGCAGUCAUCUCUCAUUUCAAAGCUUUCCUCAAACUUGCACACCAGGAAUUAUAACAUGACUAGUGGUGCACUCUCUAAUGGUUUCCAUGGCCAUUUGCAUCCUGCAAUUCAGGGAACUGGUCUGGCACUUGUGCCACAUGUUUCCCCAAUAUUUGCUGAAGCACCAUCCGAGAAAGGUGCUAAAGGAUUUAUGAUUGAUUUUCUCAUGGGAGGAGUGUCAGCUGCUGUUUCAAAGACAGCUGCUGCUCCAAUUGAGCGGGUUAAACUCUUGAUUCAAAAUCAGGAUGAAAUGAUCAAGGCUGGUCGAUUAUCUGAACCAUACAAGGGUAUCACUGACUGCUUUGCCAGAACCAUCAAGGAGGAGGGCAUCCUUGCUCUUUGGAGAGGCAACACUGCUAAUGUUAUCAGAUACUUCCCCACCCAGGCCCUGAACUUUGCAUUCAAAGAUUACUUCAAGAGGUUGUUUAAUUUCAAGAAGGAAAGGGAUGGCUAUUGGAAGUGGUUUGCUGGGAACUUGGCGUCUGGUGGAGCUGCUGGUGCUUCAUCUCUUCUAUUUGUUUACUCCUUGGAUUAUGCCCGUACUCGUUUGGCUAAUGAUGCAAAGGCAGCUAAAAAGGGUGGCGGGAGGCAGUUUAAUGGGUUGAUUGAUGUUUAUAAGAAAACCCUCCAGUCCGAUGGUGUUGCUGGACUUUAUCGUGGAUUUAACAUAUCAUGUGUUGGAAUUAUUGUGUACCGUGGGCUCUACUUUGGAAUGUACGAUUCUCUUAAGCCUGUGGUUUUGGUUGGUGAUUUGCAGGAUAGUUUCUUUGCAAGUUUCAUGUUAGGAUGGGGAAUUACAAUAGGUGCGGGGUUGGCCUCUUACCCCAUUGAUACAGUCCGUAGAAGGAUGAUGAUGACUUCAGGAGAAGCCGUAAAGUAUAAGAGCUCGUUGGAUGCAUUUAAACAGAUCAUCAAGAAUGAAGGACCUAAAUCACUCUUCAAGGGUGCUGGUGCAAACAUUCUGCGUGCAGUGGCAGGUGCUGGUGUGCUUGCUGGAUAUGACAAGCUGCAGGUCAUUGUCUUUGGCAAGAAAUAUGGAUCUGGCGGCGGCGGCUAAUAUGAUUGGUGAUACUGCAGCCAUGAAGACGACGAUGAUGAUAAAAGUUAAUGCUUUUGUUAGGGUUCUUUUCCCAACUUCGAAUAUUUUUUCGAGGAAUGUUAGUGCUCUCUUGGGAUUUCGUAUAAAAAUAUGUAGUCUGGACCAUCUUCGAUUUUGAGUGUUGUAAUUAGUGGUUCAGCUUAAACGAUGUUUGUUUGUGUCAUGAUGAGAAUCAGGGGAGUUCAGAGUC